Messenger RNA from Apis laboriosa (Himalayan honeybee), 4197 nucleotides. RefSeq names its product kinesin-like protein KIF20B. Lineage: Eukaryota; Metazoa; Arthropoda; Insecta; Hymenoptera; Apidae. The transcript has 3 exons. Gene Ontology annotation, biological process: microtubule-based movement. Gene Ontology annotation, molecular function: ATP binding; microtubule binding; plus-end-directed microtubule motor activity. The record is from RefSeq and is a predicted model, not a curated record. The coding region runs from base 1 to 4197 and encodes 1398 amino acids.
AUGCCUUCCUCGAGGCCGAGGGCGAACGAUGAGAGCUCGGUGACGGCGCGUUGCCGCGCGUUGCCGUCCGUUUGCCCCCACCACCCGGCCAGCAACGUGUACCUAAGGAUAAAACCUACCCUCGACCCGCCGAGGGUAGCCGCCGACCCUGCCGAGGAGACGUACGCGUUGCCCGACUCGACCACUCUCCACGUAAGGAGGGGGGAGAACGCGGAGAAGAGGUACUCGUUCACGAGGAUAUUCGACGGGGAGACGAAGCAGGCCGAUUUCUUUUACGAGAGCGUGCGUAGGCAGGUGAUCCACCUGCUUCUGGGCGAGAGUUCGACGGUGAUCGCUUACGGGGCGUCAAACACCGGCAAGACGUACACUCUGUACGGGACCCCGGAGGAGCCUGGCGCCAUACCCCGCUCGAUCGAGCUGUUGUUCUCGGCCGUCGACUGCACCCUCGCCCCGUGGUACAAGAUCGCGGACGACAACACGGUGGUAGCGUUGGACGAGCCAGAGCGCGCCCUCGAGAUAUCGAACAGAACCAGCCUGAUAAAUCGGAACGUGAUGGCCAAGGAGGAGUACACGCAGGCCCGGUUGUCCCUCGACAACUCGAACCCCCGCCUCGCCGAGACCGAGGAGAGGGAUCUGUGGAGCGACGGGUGCAUCUCCUCCGUGUGGAUCUCGGUCGCCGAGAUCUACAACGACAACGUGUACGAUCUUCUGAUCGGCCACGAGCAGGAGAGAAGGCCGCUCAAGGUGACGACGCGAAGGGACGGGUCGACGUUCCCCAACGGCUUGAAAUUCGUCCACGUGGCGACCGCCCUCGAGGCAUGCCAAUUACUCAUCCUCGUCCAGUCGAGGAUGACGGUCGCCGCCCCUACCGCCGAGUCGUCCAACCCGUCCCAAUCCCACACCUUCUUCACCCUCAAGUUGCUCAAGUACGAGAAGGAGAACAGGCCGGACACGGUGCGGGUUAGCACGCUGACGUUCUGCGACGUGGCCGGGUCGAGGCGCGUGAAGAGCAGGGACGAGGCGGGUGGCUGCCGCUCGGCUGCCGAGUCCCGCAACAUAAACAACAGCUUGCUGGUGCUUGGAAGGUGUUUGAAGACGUUGCGGGACAGUUACUCGUCCGGCGACCACGUGGCGGGCCCGUUCCGCGAGUCCAAGCUGACCAGGAUACUUCAGAAGGUGUUGACGGGUAGGGAGAAGUCGAGCUUCGUGGUGACCGUAGACAUCGGGAUGGACGCGUUCGCCGAAACGUCGAGCGUUCUCAAUUUCUCGGCGAUGGCCAAGAGGCUGGGCGAGUCGAGGUUGUUGAGGAGGACAGCGUUCUCGGUAACCACCCCCCGAAAAUCGUCCCCUCUGCCGUUGCCCGCUCUCGGCCACCACCAACAGGCCACCAAGAGGACGAUCGCGAUCGACUCGGAGGUGUACGAGCGGCUGAGGAGGGAGAACGAGAGGUUGAGGGAGGAGGCGGAGCUGUGGAGGCGCGGCAGGGAGGAAGGGGUCUCGAGGCACACGCAAUCGGACGUCUCUUGCCUCGAUUACGACCGGUUGGGGGAGAGGAACAGGGUGUUGGCGGAGCGGGUGCACGCGUUGGAGGAAGGGAAUUUGAAUCGGGAGUACGAGAUAAGGCAGGAAUUGGUGGAUCGUUACUCGGUCGCGAUCGAGCGUUUGGAGUCGUGUUGGAGGAAGCGCGUGCAGGACGUCGAGGACGAGGGGAGGGAUCUGUUGAAUUGGUCGGUGAGCCAGGUGGAGUCGUUCUACAAGGAGCGGAUCGACAGUUUGAUGCGCCGCGGACGGGCAGGCGACGAGGGGGGGGGGGAGGAGAGCGGCGGGAGCAAGAAACGAAAGAGGGAGGAGGGGGAGGAAGACAGGGGUAUGCGGAGGAUAUGCGAGGAUCUGGAGACGGAGAACGCUAUGAUCACGUCGAAGGUGGUCGUUCUGAGGGGGAUGGUGCGCGAUCUGAGAAGGGAGAACGAGUUGUUGGUAACGGGCAGGAACAAGUGCAGCUUCGAGUUGGCGUUGACCAAGGAGAAGUUGAAAGGUUUCCACGACCUGAUACGCGCCCAUUUCCCCGAGUUGUUCGCGAAGAUUGGUGACGAAGAGGGCGACAUCGGUUGCCUCGUGUACGAGUUGAAGCGUAUGCUGGACGAGAAGACGGAGGACAUCGAGUCGUUGGAGAACAACCUGAGCCGGGCCUCGGAGGAUUACGUGAAGAUGGUGACGAAGACGAUCGACGCGGAGAAGGAGUUGCGCGAGACGAGGAGCAGGCUGCAAGAGGUGUUGUCGAGGGCGAAAGAUUUCGAGAACGAGGUGAAAGAGAAGACGGACCUCGCCAACGAGUUGCAACUCCAGUUGCAGUUGUUGAGGAAGGAAUUGGUCGAGAUACGGGAAUGUGAGAGCGGUUACGUUGUUACUAGUUUGAAAUCUGUCGAGAAAGGGGGACCCCCGCGGCGUGAUCUGACACGGAAAUAUGUUUACAGCGAUGACCCGUUCUCGAGCGACAACAACAGCGAGAACAACGCGGAGCUAGCCGCGUGCCGAGAAGCGGGCGGAAAAGCGGAUCGUUGCUCGUACGACGAUUACGAUUACGAUAAAAAGAGGGUGUCGUUGAACGCUAUGGAGUCGGAUGUGUCGGAUCGCCACACGUUCAGAUCGAGCGACAGCGGUAUAAAGGAGGAUUCCGGGAUCGAUUGCACGAGUCACACGUUGAAACGGAUCGCUGAUGUGAAUAAAUCGGAGGUGUCGGAGUGCAAGAACAAAUUGUUGUCGUGCGAGGCGAAAAUGGCCGAGUUGGAAGAGGAGAACGAGAAACUGACGAGGAUGGUCGAGAUAGACUCGAGGAGAUACAACGAGCGGAUCAACGAGCUGACCGAGGAGCUGUUGGUCAAGGAGGAGGACGAUAAUCACAGUUUGAACAAGUUGGAGAAUUGUUUGAAGAAGUGCGCCUAUCUGGAGAAUCAAUUGGCCGUGCUCCAUCUGGUUCACGAGAGGACGGUGAAAUAUUUCUCAAGAAGGCAGAAAGCGGAACACGCGGCCGAGAUCGACGAGAUCUUGGAGAAAGAUAUGGGGGGGGAGGGGAAUUCGAGGGAGGGGGCGCGCCACGAUCUGCUCAGGUUGCAACAAUUGCGCGAGAGGAUCGACGAGUUCGAAAUCGUUUUGGAAAAGUGUAAAGAGGAGAGGAACAAUUAUCGCGCCCAGUUGCAGCAACAAUUGGAGACGCAGUCGAUUCUCGAGACGAAAUUGAAGUGGUUGUCGACGGAAAUUCGAAGCAGGGACGACGAGCUGAUCUCUCUCAAGAUGGAGAUGGACGGUGUGGCGGUGGUGAACGACGAGAACGACGAGAAGGUGAAAAGUUUGGGGGAGGAAAUCGGCCGAUCGUGCGAGAACGUCCGCCGCGUGAGGGAGAGGUUGACCUAUUUCGAGGAGACGAGGAAAAACUUGGAGGAGACGUUAGCGGAUAACGUUCUCGAUCCCCGAACGAGUUAUCCGAUUUUACGGGAUUUCACGCGGGCGAAGAAGACGUAUCGCGGGGAGGGUGAGAGCAACGAGGUGUGUGACGAGCUCUGCACGAUAAAAUUGCAGCUGCGGGAAAACGAACGGGAGAUGAUCUCGUUGAAGAAACAUCGGAACGACAUGGUGAAAAAGUACGAAUGCACCGUGCAAAGGUUGCGGAUCGAGAUCGAAAGGAUGAGGAAAAAGUUGAUAAAUUUGCAGAAACUACUUUUAACGAAUUUCGCGUGGAGGUAUAGGAAACUCUUGAACAGAAGGAACGAGAGAUGUAUUAUUUUCCAAUUGGAAAAAUUGACCAGCUCGAACGAUCGCGACUGGAUAUUGACGCGUAUCAAGAAACGAGUAAGCGACGAGGAAUUGCCGAUCGUCGAACGAUCGAUCGCUAGCCCGCGCUACGCCGAUUCCCAAUCUUCCGUGAGAAACGAGGAAUUCGAUACUAUCGGUGCAUACGAGUCGGAGGAAUCUUACCAAACAGAGAGCAGUUUGGGUUUGAACGAGUGGAACGUAGACGGGUGUCAGAUCCAGAGCGACGCCUCUGACUGUUCCGAAGUACAGUGCAGUUGCGGUAUCGGUUUUAAAAAUGCUGGAAGGCACGGGAGGAUGUCAGGUUGGAUGAAAGUUCGAAGAAGCUGCGCGAAUACUUGUCUCCUGCGUCAACUCGACGGAACUCGCGCCAGCGUCGAGCAAGGAUGA